Messenger RNA from Eimeria acervulina, 1545 nucleotides. RefSeq lists its product as hypothetical. The record is from RefSeq and is a predicted model, not a curated record. Lineage: Eukaryota; Apicomplexa; Conoidasida; Eucoccidiorida; Eimeriidae. The transcript has a single exon. Bases 1 to 1545 code for a protein of 514 amino acids. Gene Ontology annotation, molecular function: RNA polymerase II CTD heptapeptide repeat phosphatase activity.
AUGAGGGAUGCUUUCAGGGGCCGGGGCAGGGGCCGCGGUGGCGGAGGGUGGCGGGGGGCCCAGCGGGCUGCCGUUGCUGAGUCGCAUCAUCAGCAGCAGUGGAAGAGUGGCCCUGGGUUAGUCUCUGGGCUGGACACGCGCCACUAUAACCCCCGAGAGCCCCGCGCUCGCCCAGAAAGGGAGGCAGAACCACCACAUGGGUCUGUGCUGCCUACGCACCCUCCUCCGCCGCACAGGCGCCGCCAGCAAGGUCAGGGCUUCCGUAAGGAGAGAACUGCUCCGUACGAGCCACGAGCUGUGCUUGGCCCCCACGGGGCGGCGGCGCCAGUGCCUGUGGUUGGGGGCGGGCAGCAAGUUGUUAUGGGAGGGAGGGGUGUUGAGGGUGCUGUUGUCGGUGGUGGUGGGGGGCCGAUCCCCCAUUGCUCGGCCCCCCUGGGCGCCUGCAUGCCUCCUCCUACGGUGUGCUGCAGCAUCUAUGCAGAUCAGCUCAUUGAUUACUAUACGGGCAAAAUAUGCCCUAGGCGUUUCUGCGUAGCUUACAAUGAAGUAUGUAAGCUUGUGCGGCUGCCUGAGGCGCCACCAGCUCCUGCAGGCGCAGUCUUACAGCCUCUUUCCCCAGGAGGAGGAGCUAGAGGCGUCAGGGGUGACGAUGGCGUUCAAGAGAUGCAGGUGCCCAACGGGCCGCAGCGAUCUCAGGCAGUGGCCCUUGAGGCUGAUGAAAUGAGUGAAGUGUCUCAAGUUGAAGAGGGAGAGGUGGACGAGGAAGCACCAGCGGUUCAGUUGACGCAGCAUACCUCGCAAGGGGGGCAGCAGCAGCAGCAACGCAGUGCAAGUGCUGUUCCCGGGCUGCAGGGGAGUGCCGCCGUUAGCGGCAGCAGCGCCUGCCCUGCUGCUGCUCCGCAGCCCCCUGCUGGUAUAGACGCAUCGCAGCUGCAAAAGCAAGGCGUGGUGGCGCCUACGCCUGCAAUGCAGCAGCAGCAACCAAUGGCAGCACCGAAUACAGCGAGAAGGGAUCCCAGGUUAGCAGCGAGGGCACGUGCUGAGACGGGCGUGCAGCAGCAGCACCAAGAAGUAGUACAGAACGUGCAGCAACCUGAAAAUUCAGAGCCGCCACAGCAGUCGCAGCAAGAAAUGCAGGAGCCACAGGAAACGCGACAGCAGCAGUACCAGCAGAAGCAGGCCAAGCAGUGGGACCCGAGCGCAUUGCCUGCUGAGCUGCGUCGACAGCCGUUGCUCUCAGGGAAGCUGCCGUUGCUCUUAGAUUUAGACAACACGUUGCUGCAUGCACAGGCCGUUGGCGUGGCAGGGUACACAAUAGCUUUGGAAGAUUGGCUCGAUGAGGAUGGUUUGCCGGAGGUGUAUAAGUUUGAAUUGCCCUGCAACCGCAAGGUCUAUUACCUGAAGUUGCGCCCGGGGCUGCGCCGCUUUCUUAAAGCACUUGCUCCGGUUUUCGAGUUAAGCAUUUACACAAAUGCGACGCAGGAGUAUGCCGACCUGGUGGUGGCCAUAUUGGACCCCGACAGAUCUCUCUUUGGAGACCGGUAG